Molecule: messenger RNA, 2281 nt
Organism: Phragmites australis (common reed)
Lineage: Eukaryota; Viridiplantae; Streptophyta; Magnoliopsida; Poales; Poaceae
Product: cyclin-A3-1-like
Exons: 8
Coding region: 582-1700 (372 amino acids)
Biological process (GO): mitotic cell cycle phase transition; regulation of cyclin-dependent protein serine/threonine kinase activity
Cellular component (GO): nucleus; cyclin-dependent protein kinase holoenzyme complex; cytoplasm
Molecular function (GO): cyclin-dependent protein serine/threonine kinase regulator activity
Source: RefSeq, a predicted model, not a curated record
AUGGUCUUUUACAACCCAUCGUCCAUCAAUCCAAAACCUGUCAGCAAGGAACACUCCUGCUGUCUCUUUUUGAACCAAUCCAUGAACAGCAGUAGAGAAAUAAAAGGGAAACAGAAAAAGAAAACCGGUUGCCAGGUCAAUCACGAGGCUAGGCGCUGGCGGCCGAAUCCCCCAAAACCAAAAUGGAAAAUAGCGCCCCCGCGUCCCCCAAAAUCCCGCGCUCGCGGGGCCCCUAAAACGCUUCCCCAAUCUUUCCCUCCCACCCGACACGACCUCCACCACGGCGUCUCACUCACCCAAAACUCGAACGAAUUUCCAAAUCCCAGCUGCGAUCGAAAGAACCCGAGUCAGAUCUUCCCUCCAACCCGAGUCCUCCCAAAUCCUUCGAAUCCAAAAAUAAUGGCGGCCUCCGCUCCCUCCCAUUCCCCCAUCCCGCCCCGCUACAUAACCGCAUCCCCGCACUCCUGCCCCAAUCCUCCUCUGCCUCCGGCUCUCCGCCUCCACCGCUCCGGCGCCAGGCUACCGCCCCUGCCCCCGCCGCCGCGCUAGGAGAGUCGGAGUAGGAGCAGCCGCCGCCAUCCAUGGCCGACAAGGAGAACGCCGCCGCCUGCGCCGCCCCGCCGCGCCUCACCCGCGCAGCCGCCAAGCGGGCCGCCGUCGUCACUGCCGUUGCCGUCGCUGCCAAGCGCAAGCGCAUCGCGCUCACCGAACUCCCCACGCUCUCUAACGCCGUGCUCUGCGCGCAUGACGACGACGACGACAAGCCCAAGAAGAAGCCCCUCACCGCCGCCGAGCCCAAGAAGACCGCGCCCGCGCCCAAGCCGGCGCCUCCCGCCGCCGCCGGUGUUGGGGAGGAGGAUGAGGGGGACCCGCAGCUCUGCGCGCCCUACGCAUCCGACAUCUACUCCUACCUGCGCUCCAUGGAGGCGAAGAGGCGGCCGGCGGAGGACUACAUCGCAGCGGUGCAGGUCGACGUCACGGCCAACAUGCGCGCCAUCCUCGUCGACUGGCUCGUCGAGGUCGCCGAGGAGUACAAGCUCGUCUCCGACACGCUCUAUCUCACAGUCUCCUACAUCGACCGCUUCCUCUCCGCCAACGCACUCAACCGCCAGAAGCUGCAGCUCCUCGGCGUCUCCGCCAUGCUCAUCGCCUCGAAGUACGAGGAGAUCAGCCCACCGAAUGUGGAGGACUUCUGCUACAUCACCGACAACACCUACACCAAGCAGGAGGUUGUUAAGAUGGAGAGUGACAUACUGAAUCUUCUCAAGUUUGAGAUGGGCAAUCCUACCACCAAGACGUUUCUAAGGAUGUUCAUCAGAUCUGCCCAAGAAGAUAAUAAGAAGUAUCUUAGCCUAUCGUUAGAGUUCCUGGGGAGCUACCUUUCUGAGCUGAGCUUGUUGGACUACGGCUUGCUUCGGUUCUUGCCAUCACUUGUUGCAGCUUCGGUGGUGUUUGUUGCAAGGCUGACCCUUGAUCCACACACCUAUCCGUGGAGCAAGAAGUUGCAAACACUGACUGGUUACAAGCCAUCUGAGCUGAAGGACUGUGUUACUGCCAUACAUGAGUUGCAGCUCAACCGGAAAGGUUCAUCAACAAUGGUGAUCCGGGACAAAUACAAGCAACACAGGUUCAAGGGUGUAUCAGCAUUGCUACCUCCUGUUGAGAUUCCUGCAUCAUACUUCAAGAACCUGAAGGAGUAGGUGUUCCUGGAUAAUUUACUAUUGCCAACACUCUUUGAGCUUUCCUCAAGCAAGAUGCACAGUGGCUAAGGUCGAUAAGUGACUUGUCAGUCCAGUUAGGGUACUGAGAGGUUCUUGGAUGCCGCAUCUAGGCUCGAGUGGGAGCAUUCAGAGUUGAUUUAUUCGAAGUUGAAGCUCGGUAGGAGGCUAGUCAUGUCCAAUCUUGUACCUGUGUAUCAUAAUCAUACAUUACAAUCUGAUGCCUUCAUUUGUUGGGGCACAAUCCUAAAAUUUCAUGUACUGGUCUUUGCACCCUUUUUAUUGCUUAUUUUCCCCAUACAGUUUGCACACUAGUCCAGAACAAAAAAGUUUUGUUGGGCAGUUUUAGAUCGGUGGGUAGACUGAGGAAUGUAUUUAGAUCUUGGUAACACGCAUCCCACAUGCAGGUAGUAUGUCCAGUCUUGGUAAACUUGGAAUAUUUGUGAAUGAUCAUUUCUAUCACAGUGCACACCUUUACUGUUGUUACUGGAAAAAUUGGCCACAUCUGAAGGUCUGAAUUAUGAUUGUCUUACUUGAAACAAACAGGCAUGGCGCCUUGUUCA